GUGCUUGCAUCCUGCAGAAUAAACACAGCGAGUCGAACCGAGGCAACAGGGAUGAAAGGAUUUCUUCAGCUGUGUCGGGAAAGGGAGCAAGUGAACGCCCGCUUGGAUCAAUUUGGAGGCACCACGUAUGAGAACAGAGGAGAAGGAAACUAUUCGUGCAAUAAGAAUACUACUCGGCGGCACGGUGCAACGCUAACAACAACGGUCUACCAUCUGCUCGUUCUGGCCGGUAUGUUGGCCCUCGGAUCGGCGGCGUUCUGUCCGAACGGUUGCACCUGCGACGACGAUAACCUCGUGGUGUCCUGCAUAGGAGCGAAUCUGGACGUGAUACCGAUCGCCUUGAACCCCAGCAUCCAGCGGAUAGUGCUGAAGGAGAACCGGAUAAAAAUCGUGGACGCCGCGGCGUUCCAAUUCUACGGGGACCUGAAGAACGUCGACCUCUCGAGCAACCAUCUCUUCAUCAUACCGAACGGCAGCUUCGAGGCGCAAAAGCAACUGGUGGAGCUGCACCUUAGGCACAACAAGAUCUCGGCGUUAACCGAGAAGACGUUCCAAGGCCUGAAAUCUCUCACGGUGCUGAAUCUGCGGGACAAUUACCUGGAGAACUUGAAGAACGGCUUGUUCGCCUCGCUCUCGAAGCUGGAGGAGCUCGAUCUGGGGAAAAAUCGAAUAUCGAAGGUUGAGCCGAGCGCGUUCCAAAAGCUGGGCACCCUCCGCGUGUUGCACCUCGACGACAAUCAACUAAGAACGAUCCCGUCGCCGGCUUUGGCGCCUUUGAACGCUCUGGCCGAAUUACACAUAGGCUGGAACGCGUUUUCUUCGCUGCCCGACGACGCGUUCAAAGGCCUGGAGCAGUUGACGGUGCUCGACAUAACCGGCGCGGGUUUAGACGACAUCGGCGACGGCGCUUUCCGCGGGCUGAACGCUCUGCGCACACUGGGUCUCGAUGGGAACAAGUUACGAGAAGUGCCAACGAAACAGCUGGCGAUACUGCCUCGCCUCGAGGAGCUCACCUUGGGUCAAAACUACUUCACGAGCCUGAGGUCUGGCGCGUUCCAGGGCCUGUCCAAGCUGAAAAAACUCGACAUAUCUGCGGCAAAGCUGUUGACCACCGUGGAACGAGGAGCGUUCUCUGAUAAUGCUAAUCUGGAGACCCUCGUGUUGAACAGCAACAAACGACUGACGACGAUGGAGGACGGAUCCUUGGCCGGUUUACCCAACCUGAGGCAUCUGAUGCUCCGCGACAACGCGUUCACCGGGUUCUCGGAGUCCCUGGUGGCCUGGAACGAGCUGCGUCGCCUGGAUUUAAGCGAGAAUCCCUUUGUCUGCGACUGUGGUUUGCUCUGGUUAUCCGAAGUCCUAGUCCCAAGGAACUCCAGUCCGGUGAUAUGCGCGGAACCCCCGGAAUCAAAGGGAAAACCAAUGAAGGGCAUGACGCCGGACGAACUGGGCUGCGCUUUUUCCGAUCCGCGAAAACAAGCUUUGUUGGCCACGCUGUGCGCAGCAGGGCUCGCCCUUUUAACCGGCUUAGCGUUGAUCCUCUACUACCGAUGCCGUAGACGCGUCCGAGACGCGCUCAAGGACUACAAAUGGAAGAAUCGCGCGAUCUCCCGCAAGGAGCACGAGUAUCAGAAGACCUUCUCCGACGACGAGUACAUCGUGCGAUCGGCGCACCCGCAUCACCAUCAUCACCAUCACCAGCCGCAGUCCCAGCAGAUGCCGCCGCACCAUCACCACCAUCAUCUCCAGCAGCAACAGCAACAGCUACAGCAACAGCAGCAACAACAACACUCUCAGAUCUCGACCAGCAUCAAGCCUAUACCGGUGACGGAACUUACGACCCUUGCCGAAGGCUUCACCUACAUCGACGGGGAGACGGCGCGACAGAUGCGCCGUCCGGGAACGCUGCCCAACUCCGGUACAUCCGGUCACCGAUCGGUCGGCCCCAUGGAGGACGGGUCGUCGCCAUUGAGCAUCGCCGCCGAUAAUUGCUCGACCACCGGCGGCAGGCUGCAUUAUUCGAACCAUUCUCUGCGGCGCACGCCUCAGCCGCCGCAUCUGCCAGCCCGCGACAAGGAAAGCCCCUCCGAUAGAGGGCAGAACGACUCGCGGGUUCAGAACGGUAUACCGGGACACCAUCAUCAACCACCGCCACUGCCCUCGAGACACCAGGCCUCCUGCGGACAGUCGUCCUACCCCACACUGCCCAUGAACGGCCACGCGACCCAUCAGUAUCAUCACUUCCCGCGCGAGAAGGAUCGAUCGUCCCGCGAUCGAAGCCGCGAUCGGGACGUCGGGGUCCAGUCGGCCCCUCAUCGGUCGGACAAGCACCGGGAGGCGCAGAUGGAGAUGGAGAUGGAGAUGCACGACGGGAUGGACAUGGGCGAGAUCGGCUCGUAUCGCGCGUAAACGCUGGAAGUCCGCGGGGCGAACGGAUGCGAACUCGCGUGGACGAGGGGUCGGACGCGGGGCAGGCCGAGCGAAUUGAAAUCGAAGACUGAAUCCGAACGUUGAACGAACACAGCAUCCGGCAACGAAGUUAAGACGGCGGGUGACACGCGCGGAUGCCGCGUGCAUUGGGAGAGAAAGGGAUCGGCGAGUACACUGGUAAAUCAAAUUGAAGACUGAUUAGGACUGGCAUCGGUGAACGAUAUCGACGAGCAAUUUACUGAUACUGGUACAUUCCAAUCGCCCUAUUCGCGAGGCCUUGGUGGAACAAAUGAACACUGAUUCCAAGUGGAUCUCGGUCGCGUAGGAUCGCGCGCCGCAGCUACGCUGUCGAAGAGCCGGGCGACAGUGUUCCGGCGCGACUCGAAUGCUCCACGAACGAUCCACGGGAUGGUUAACGAAAACGGUGCUUCGCCAAGGGAAUAGAUUACUGACCCGUCUUCGCGACUGAAAAGAUCGGCUGGAGACACUAUGAUGUGGGAAGCGAAUCGAUCGAUCGAUCGAUCGCGCGCUACAAGUCGUCGCAGAGCUUUCUUAAGCACCACCUGAUCCGAACGUGGAAUUCUUGUCUGCGUACGUACAUACUCUGGGAUAAUACAUACUCCGGAGGCUCCAUAACGAAUGGACGAAGUUUACAAGGCAAGACGAAUCGGCCAGGAGAUUGCGACGGUGAAACGUUCUCGUGGAAUCGCGUCAAAGAGGACAACGGUGGUGCAUCCCACGGUCGUCUUCGCGUUGCCGGCAAAGGCGCGCGCUCCAGACGACUGCGACUUUGAUACGUCCCCGACGAACGGAUCCGAAGAGCGAAAUCCGAGGAAGAAAGCGAAGAAGAUAAAAUGCGCCGCGAAGUUGCGAAAAUGUUAUCCGCUGAACGAACGUCCCGGCGCACGAGACUCGGAGACGCAUCGUUUGUAAAUGUCACGCUAGCAAGGCGACAGAGUGGAACCAUCGAAUCGCAAUUCGAACUGGCGGGGGCCCUCUGUCGCGUUUCCACUUACGCUGCGGAUCCCAGUCGGUUCGAUAAUUACCGGAAGCAAACGUCCUCAUGCCGCGAACUAUGAGUUACAAGGAAAAAACCGAGAGAGAAUCGUAUUCAGAUUACUCUGUCCGUAACUUAAUGUCCGUUUGUAUUUCAUUUCUCGCGGUCGAAUUAUGUAUGCACGCGUACCACGUAUUUAUUAACGUUGCGAACGGACCUUUCGUUUCGCUUUUUACGCGACAAUUUUCAUAAUGUCCUUUUCUACUCGGUUACGAUCUCCAAAGUGGGUACUUAAUAACUGUAAUUUUCGGAUCAUCCGUAGCCCUCGCGCGUUGGUGCUAACUCCUGCAAAUUCGCCGGUGUCGCUUUCGAGUAUUCGGCUGGAAAUCAUUCUCUCCGCGAGCUUUCUCGUAUUCGUGGUAGAUGAUACAUUAACCCUUAUGUCGAUAACCGCAUACCUUUCUGCACAUUCCCCCCGAUAAAAUAUUUCAUUAUCCGGCCAGAUCGUCGUUAUCUGGCACAUUUUCUACUGUUAUCAAAGAAGUACUAAAUCAGAUUGGAAGAUUAAGUUUGAUGCACGUUUUUUUCAAUAACCGGGGUACUCGGGUACCCUAAUAGGGAGUGCGGGAGAGAGUAGAAAUUCUCCGGACGAUUAAUAAAAAUAUUUUAUUGCGAUAAUAAGUAUAAAAGAAAUAAAAAUGAAUGUUUAUAUAAUUACACAAAAAUUACAUAAAACGCUAACGUGAUGUAGGAGCUGAUCAUAGCGGUAUCCGGAUACCCCGAUUAUAAAACAACGUUGACAAUUUCAGUCACUGACAUAAGGGUUAAUAUUCGUUCUCUUAGUAACUUUACCGAUUCAUUUGCCGAUGACUUUUUGAAGUUUAAAGGACGGAACGAGCUGAUGACAUCGUAGGGAUUUGUUCCGUCCUUCAACGAAAUUUUCGUGCUGCAUCCGUCUAACUCUCUCCGGGACGAAUGACUUUUUCCUUUUAUCCCUAAAAAAAACAUUUAUUAACGGGAAAUCUUCGGCUCAGCGAGACAAAUUGACAGUCCUUCAACGAAUGACGUGCAAUCGACAGAGGGUCACGUUCGUUGGGCUUUCAAUUUCGUAGAGCCAUGGUCUUCUUUCUUGCAAUUUCUAAAUGUAUGAUUUUCGAGCCAUCUUCCUUCCGGCAAUAGA
Messenger RNA from Megalopta genalis, 4607 nucleotides. The record is from RefSeq and is a predicted model, not a curated record. Lineage: Eukaryota; Metazoa; Arthropoda; Insecta; Hymenoptera; Halictidae.